AUGGAUUUAAUAGUCUUUGUAAUUCUUAGUUUGUGCAUAACAUAUUGCAAAAUUGAUGCCAGAAACAAUUCUUUACAAGAUGGAGGACAUCAUUUUAUCCGAUCUGAUAGCCUCAUGAAAAUUCAGCAUCAACUGGACAGUAAUUUUGAUUGUGUUGAUAUCUACAAGCAACCUGCUCUACAAAACCCUUUAUUAAAAAAUCAUAAAAUUCAGCUUUACCCAACCUUUGCAAAUAAUAUCAUGGGGAGUAAAUUAUCUUAUGGUAAAAUUGUGGAUGGAUGUUCUGUGGGAAAAGUGCCUAUUUACAACAGAAGAAAAAUAUAUCAAAAAAAUAUUACUAACUCAUCUUCAAGAUUACAAACGGAUGAUUUUCAGCAAUAUUCAAAAAGCUCUCCCGGCUAUCAUUCCGUUACUCUUGAUACAACAAGAAACAUGAUAUUUCACGGAGCAUCCGCGGGCAUAGGCGCAUAUGAUUUGUCGCUUCAAGCAAAUCAAUACAGCAUGUCUUCAAUAUGGCUAGAAAAUGGACCCCCAAUGGAAUUUAAUAGCAUAAAAGUCGGACUUGGGGUUCAUCCAAGUUUAUAUGGAGACAGUCAACUGCGAUUAACAGGUCAUUGGACGGCCGAUAGUUACAAAAAAACUGGAUGUUUUAAUAUUGUUUGUCCGGGUUUUGUGCAAGUCAACCCUAACAAAGAAUAUGCUCUUGGUUCUGUCUCGCAUCCUACUAGUUCGAUUGGUUCAACAUCAAAAUAUAUUGGUUAUAUCAAAAUCAAACAGGAUCAAACUACAGGUCAUUGGUGGUUAAUUAUUCAAACUACAGAAUCAAUAUAUGCUGGAUAUUGGCCAAAAGAAUUAUUCACUCACUUAAGCAAAGGGGCGUCUUUAAUAAGAUUUGGAGGUCAAACUUAUGCACCAUCUAAUAUGGAUAGUCCUCCGAUGGGUAGUGGGAGAUUGCCAAGAGAAAAAUUUAGGAACUCGGGUUUCAUGGUAUUAGUAAAGAUUAUUAACUCAGAAUAUAAUGAAUUUGAUAUAAAACCCGAAGAUGUGAAGCGAUAUACCGAUACCAAUUCUGAUUGUUAUGACUUAUGGUACAAGGGUUAUGAAGGAUCUCAAUAUAAACAAGCUUUUCUUUAUGGUGGUCCAGGUGGACGAAAUUGUGACAUAUGA
Vicia faba (fava bean) is the source of this 1167-nucleotide messenger RNA. NCBI's taxonomy places the organism in Eukaryota, Viridiplantae, Streptophyta, Magnoliopsida, Fabales, Fabaceae. The record is from the annotation of a GenBank genome assembly.